AACUGGGAGGACUCUGGGGAGGCCUAAGGACUCUGUCUCCACAGGUGUCAGAAUGUUGAGCUGGGCCCAGAAGGUGCUGCCUCAGCCCCCGGAGGCCCGUCGGAAGACCAAGACAGAGGAGGAGGAGGGGGCAGAACCAGAGCGGGAGCCAGAGACCGAAACAGCCCUUGAAGAGACUGUCCUAGAGGAGGAGUCCCUGCCACCUGAGGAGCCCUGUGUCGGGGAGGAAGUGGCUGCUCCAGGCCCUCAGGAAACCCAGGAGGCUGCCCCUUCUCCACCUACAUCCCUCCAGGCCCAAGUCGCUGUGGUUCCUGAAGUGAACAGUGGUCCCAGCGGCUGGGUGCCGACCUGGCUCAGGAAGGGCCUGGAGAAGGUUGUCCCACAGCCCAUCCACAGUGACAGGACCGCCCAGAGCACUGCUGCUGGCUUGGAGGGUGCAGCUCAGGCAGGAGCACAGAUCCUUGGGCAUUGCAGCACUGGGGGCUCAGGUGGACCCAAUGAGGCCCCCAGGGCCCAGGACACCGGGUCCGGGUCCUGGCUGCUCAGGUGGCUUGAGCAGAAUGUGGAAAAAGUGCUGCCUCAGCCCCCGAAAAUAUCUGAGGGCUGGAGAGACGAGCCUGUGGAUGCUGCCUUGGGUCCAGAGCCCCCAGGACCCUCCUUGGGAACCAAGCCCGAUCCCGUGCUUCAGGCCCAGGAGAGCCCCUCCCUGCCUGCUCCCGACCCCCCAGAGCCCAAGGAGGAGCCGACUCCAGACCCCCUGCCCAGCAUCCAGACCUCCUCCCUGCCACCCGCCCGGGACUCUGCCAGGUUGGUGGCAUGGCUCCUGCACAGGCUGGAGAUGGCCCUGCCGCAGCCAGUGCUCCAUGGGAAGGCUGGGGAGCAGGAGCCUGACACCCCUGUGACGUGUGACGUGCAGACCAUCAGCAUCCUCCCUGAAGGGCAGGAGGAGCCCGAUCUCAUCCUAGAGGAGGUUGACCCUCACUGGGAGGAGGACACGCAUCAGGAGGGCAGCACCAGCCUGCAGAGCUCAGAGGCAGCUCCAGCUGCUGAAGAAGAGAACGAGGUGGUGGAGCAGAUGCCCAGGAUGUUGCCUCGGAUUCAAGAGGAGAAAGAAGAAGAGGAGGAGGAGGAGGUUCGAGAGGAGAAGGAGGAGGUUCAAGAAGAGGAGGUUCGAGAGGAGGAGGAGGUUCGAGAGGAGAAGGAGGAGGUUCGAGAAGAAGAGGUUCGAGAGGAGGAGGAGGUUCGAGAGGAGAAGGAGGAGGUUCGAGAAGAGGAGGUUCGAGAGGAGGAGGAGGUUCGAGAGGAGAAGGAGGAGGUUCGAGAGGAGAAGGAGGAGGUUCGAGAGCAAAAGGAGGAGGUUCGAGAGGAGAAGGAGGAGGUUCGAGAGCAAAAGGAGGAGCUACAGGAGGAGGCGGUGGGGGCCAGCUCAGGAGUGCCCGCCACGGAGGAGCACCCAGAAGUGCAGGUGGAGGAUGCUGAUGCUGACAGCCGCCCCCUCAUCGCCGAGGAGAGCCCACCCUCACCCGUGCUGCCGCCCCCUUCUCCUGCUAUAUCCGACACCCUCAUGGUACCAGGAUCGGCCACAGGGAGCCUCAGGGAGAGGCUGCCCUCCCAAGAUGAUGAGGCUGAAGGGCUCAGGGUGCUGUCACCAGCUGUAUCGCCUGUGGUCGCCUGGUCGGACCCUACCAGCCCACAGGGCACUGAUGACCAGGACCGCGCAGCCUCCACGGCCAGCCAGAACAGCGCCAUCAUCAACGACCGGCUCCAGGAGCUGGUGAAGCUUUUCAAGGAGCGAACGGAGAAGGUGAAGGAGAAGCUCAUCGACCCUGACGUCACCUCCGACGAGGAGAGCCCCAAGCCCUCCCCAGCUAAAAAAGCCCCAGAGCCAGCUCCGGACGUGAAGCCCGCUGAAGCAGGGCAGGUGGAGGAGGAGCACUAUUGCGACAUGCUCUGCUGCAAGUUCAAACGCCGCCCCUGGAAGAAGUACCGGUUUCCCCAGAGCAUCGACCCGCUGACCAACCUGAUGUACAUCCUGUGGCUGUUCUUCGUGGUGCUGGCCUGGAACUGGAACUGUUGGCUGAUUCCUGUGCGCUGGGCCUUCCCCUACCAGACGCCGGACAACAUCCACCUCUGGCUGCUGAUGGAUUACCUGUGCGACCUCAUCUACCUCCUGGACAUCACCGUGUUCCAGCUGCGCCUGCAGUUUGUCCGAGGCGGGGACGUCAUUACGGACAAAAAGGAGAUGCGCAACAAUUACCUGAAAUCUCAGCGCUUUAAGAUGGACAUGCUCUGCCUCCUGCCCUUGGACUUUCUCUACUUGAAAUUCGGUGUGAAUCCCCUCCUGCGCUUGCCCCGCUGUUUGAAGUACAUGGCCUUCUUCGAGUUUAACAACCGCCUGGAAUCCGUCCUCAGCAAAGCCUACAUUUACAGGGUUAUCAGGACCACAGCCUAUUUGCUCUACAGUUUACAUUUGAACUCAUGUCUGUAUUACUGGGCAUCGGCCUAUGAGGGUCUCGGCUCCACUCACUGGGUUUAUGAUGGUGUGGGAAACAGUUACAUUCGCUGUUACUACUGGGCUGUGAAGACCCUCAUCACCAUUGGCGGCCUGCCCGACCCCAGGACACUCUUUGAAAUUGUCUUCCAGGGUCUGAACUAUUUCACGGGCGUCUUUGCUUUCUCCGUGAUGAUUGGACAGAUGAGAGACGUGGUGGGGGCCGCCACCGCGGGACAGACCUACUACCGCAGCUGUAUGGACAGCACAGUCAAGUACAUGAACUUCUACAAGAUCCCCAGGUCCGUGCAGAACCGUGUCAAGACCUGGUACGAGUACACCUGGCACUCCCAAGGCAUACUGGAUGAGUCAGAGCUGAUGGUGCAGCUUCCAGACAAGAUGCGGCUGGACCUCGCCAUUGACGUGAACUAUGACAUCGUCAGCAAAGUGGCGCUCUUCCAGGGCUGCGACCGGCAGAUGAUCUUCGACAUGCUGAAGAGGCUCCGCUCGGUCGUCUACCUGCCCAACGACUACGUGUGUAAGAAGGGGGAGAUAGGCCGGGAGAUGUACAUCAUCCAGGCGGGACAGGUGCAGGUCUUGGGUGGCCCAGAUGGGAAGGCUGUGCUGGUGACGCUGAAAGCUGGAUCUGUGUUUGGAGAAAUAAGCUUGCUGGCUGUUGGGGGCGGGAACCGGCGCACAGCUAACGUGGUGGCCCACGGGUUUACCAACCUCUUCAUUCUGGAUAAGAAGGACUUGAAUGAAAUUUUGGUGCAUUACCCCGAGUCUCAGAAGUUGCUCCGGAAGAAGGCCAGGCGAAUGCUGAGAAAUAACAACAAGCCCAAGGAGAAGAGCGUGCUCAUCCUUCCUCCGAGGGCGGGCACCCCCAAGCUCUUCAGUGCUGCCCUGGCUGCAGCAGGAAGGAUGGGUGCCAAGGGGGCCAAAGGCGGCAAGCUUGCCCACCUCAGGGCUCGACUCAAGGAGCUGGCUGUGCUGGAGGCAGCUGCACGACAGCAGCGGUUGCUGGAACAGGCCAAGAGCUCUGAAGACCCCACGGGAGAAGGGGGCUCGGUCGCUCCAGAACAGCCUGCACCCUUGGACCCUCCAGCCCUGCGCUCUCCACCACCUGCCCCCCAGAGGAGGCCUGACAGAGAUGAGGAGGGGGCAGCCCAGCCCGAGGAGCACUCAGUGCGGAUCUGCAUGAGCCAGGGUCUGGACCCCAGCGAGCAGGUCCUGUCAGUGGAGAUCCCAGAGGAGGAGAAGGAGGAGAAGAAGGAGAAGGAGGAGGAGAAAGAGGAGGAGGAGAAGGAGGAAAAGAAGGAGGAGGAGGAGAAUAAGGAGGAGGAGGAGGAGGAGAAGGAGGAGGAGAAGGAGGAGGAGGAGAAGGAGGAGGAGAAGGAGGAGGAGGUGAAGGAGGAAUGAGCUGGCCAACAGCGCCCAGGCACAGGCAGGUGCAUGCGCCCUGCACACCCCCUCGCGACCUCGUAACCCCUGCCCCUCAUGCUCCCCCGCCCCCAGGCCUAGCUCUGAUCUGCAGCAGUGACCUCAGUCACUCUCAGUUAACCGCUCGCUCAGCCAGGGUUCCUGCCUUGACAUCAGCUUCUCCCCGGGGCUGGUCUUGAAAUCAGCAGACUUCCCAGUGUUUGUGCCCCAAAGUUCCCACUGUGAGUAGAGAACCCUACCUCCCCCCGCCUGUUAUUAUUUUUCAGAACAAAAUAUUUUACUAUGGGGCUUCAACACAUGGGAAGCCUCGUGGGAGAAGUAAGCAGUCGUUGAAUUUGGGGUUUUCCCUUGGCUUUGUCUCCCCAUUCCUGGCAGAAAGAAAGGCAGUUAUGCUGUUUCUUUGACUAAGUGGGAAUUACAGCACGUCUGACCCCUGGCCCCAUGCUGUUUUUCUUUGCUGGGCUGUCACGUUAAGGCUGUGAUGCUCCUUAGGACAGUUAGCACUUAUCUUCCUCAGAGUGUAUUCAGUUCCCAGUGAUGCUGUUAUCCCAGGAUAGAUAAAAUGGAAAUGGCUUACUGGCAAGGGGCUGUGAGCGUUUCUGAGCAUCCCCUCUGCCAGUCACCCAAUCCUCCUCAGCAGGGAUUAAUCUAUCACUUGCUCUGGACACCCUUGCUGUAGAGAUGAUGCUAGCAACUUCGAUUAAGCCUGAAAGGUGAAAUCUCAUGGCUGACACCACUGAAGUUCCUGAGGUUUCUCCAGAUCAAGUUGUGUUGCUUUUAUGAUUUUCAAAAAAAAAAAAAGGAAAAAGAGUCAUUCAGUCAAAUGAAUAUUCACGGAGAUUAUAUUUGCAUACUGAAUAGCUCUUGGGGGAAUGAGUGACUGAAAACAAAAACUAGUAUUGGGCUAUUUGUUUCCAUCAGCAACGGUUCACACCAAAGACCCAGCAUUCUAAUGGGUUCUGCUCAUUUCAAAUAAAAUCACAGGAACCUUGUGAACUACUGAAGGAGCCUUUGAAGGCUGGCAAAAGUGUGUUUUUAUCCAGCAAACUAAAAGCAGAACCUUCAUUUCCCCUGUGAAAAGAAGUAAACAAUAUGCGAAUUCUCAGGCUGGUCUAAGCAUUUCCAAAUACCAGGGUAACAAAUUCAUCUAGUCAAUGACAUAUCAUGUGAUCUGAGUAAUCAUUAUAUUGAAUAUAGUGAUGGGCAAUUUAUGUUACCCUUUUUAAAAGCUUUUAUUAAUUCACUUUUAAAAGUAAUAACAUAUUUACAUGUGUACAGAAGGUUAGCCAGUAAAAAUUCUCCCUCCUACCCCAGAUGCCCAACCUCCCUGCUCCCCUUCCUGGAAGCAACCACUAUUAUCAGUUUCUUGUUUAUUCUUUCAUAGAUUUUUUUAAGCUUAUACAAGGAAAUAGGUAAAUUCAUUCUUGUUU
This is a messenger RNA of Camelus dromedarius (Arabian camel), 5361 nucleotides long. It is a transcript of the gene CNGB1, whose product is annotated as cyclic nucleotide gated channel subunit beta 1. NCBI's taxonomy places the organism in Eukaryota, Metazoa, Chordata, Mammalia, Artiodactyla, Camelidae. Gene Ontology annotation, molecular function: intracellularly cAMP-activated cation channel activity; intracellularly cGMP-activated cation channel activity; protein-containing complex binding. Gene Ontology annotation, cellular component: plasma membrane; photoreceptor outer segment; intracellular cyclic nucleotide activated cation channel complex. Bases 53 to 3910 code for a protein of 1285 amino acids. Gene Ontology annotation, biological process: retina homeostasis; monoatomic cation transmembrane transport. The transcript is spliced from 31 exons. The record is from RefSeq and is a predicted model, not a curated record.